CCAUUUUGAAGCUCUGAAUCUUUACCGUUCCCGAUCAGGAAUGAAAGGGUGCGUAGUUGGCUUUUGCUUUGAUCCUCUUAUAUCACGGAAGCAGGAGUAACCAUGUCAUCACUAUGGACCUCAUAUUAUUUACCGUCAACACAAAUCUCAUCACAACGUUUCUUUCACUGGGAUCACUAUACCUGGUACUCCCUGAUGCAACGAUAUACGGAGGAAUCUCAUUCAUUUUUUCUAAAUCAUAUCUCAUCUCGUUUCUAGUAAUUCUCAACUCCCGAGAAUUCCUUCGAUUCGAGAGAAGGUGGAUUACCACUCACAGCCAAGGCUAUCCUCCAUUCCAGAUUUUUCUGGUCCAAGUAUUACUGAUGCCACAUCGACCGCCGGGGAGCAGUUUGAGCUGUCGUUGAUCGCUGUUGUCGCCAAUAGUUCAGCAUCCAAAGUGACCGUCUUUGGGUAGAAUCCCCUAAAAUCGU
Messenger RNA from Guyanagaster necrorhizus, 470 nucleotides. RefSeq lists its product as uncharacterized. NCBI's taxonomy places the organism in Eukaryota, Fungi, Basidiomycota, Agaricomycetes, Agaricales, Physalacriaceae. The record is from RefSeq and is a predicted model, not a curated record. The transcript has 7 exons. Bases 114 to 404 code for a protein of 96 amino acids.